GCGAGUAGCACGCUUUCCCGGCAUUUGAUUUACAUAAGCAAUACAUUAUAUAGUGUAUUUUAUAAAUAUUAAAACAAAAUGAUUCAACAACAGCGCCAACGUAUUGAAGCCGCCGUCACCGAGAUGAUUGACGACAUGGACAAAACCCACCUGCGCAAAAUGCAAACAGAGAUGCACCUGUGUGCGGCGAAAUGUUGCCAGGACAGCUCCUCGAGCGUGGACAGUGUGCAGCGUUGUGUGGACCGCUGUUCCGCCCCCAUGACACGUGCCCAAAACUAUGUGCAACACGAACUGGGCGAAUUUCAGGGCAGGCUACAGCGUUGCGUCAUGCAAUGCAACGAUGAUGUCAAAGUGAAGUUGCCAGCCAAUCCCAGCGAGGAGCAAAUUGCUAAGUUCACAGAUCAAUUCGAGCGCUGUGCCAUACAAUGCGUGGACAAGCAUGUGGGUCUAAUACCGAGCAUGAUGAAGACAAUGAAAGCGGUUUUGUCGAAAGGGCCGGAAAGCAUACCCCAAGUGUAGAUAUAGUUCACGCGUUUAUUAAGUUUUAAUAUUGUCAGGCCUUUUACAACUUGUUUAAAUACAAUUAUUAUUAACGAUUCGUUUGAAA
Scaptodrosophila lebanonensis is the source of this 607-nucleotide messenger RNA. Its product is annotated as protein FAM136A. The coding region runs from base 79 to 519 and encodes 146 amino acids. The record is from RefSeq and is a predicted model, not a curated record. The transcript has 3 exons. Lineage: Eukaryota; Metazoa; Arthropoda; Insecta; Diptera; Drosophilidae. Gene Ontology annotation, cellular component: cytoplasm.